This is a messenger RNA of Brassica napus (rape), 705 nucleotides long. RefSeq lists its product as uncharacterized. Gene Ontology annotation, biological process: endoplasmic reticulum to Golgi vesicle-mediated transport; intracellular protein transport. Gene Ontology annotation, cellular component: endoplasmic reticulum; endoplasmic reticulum membrane. Bases 138 to 551 code for a protein of 137 amino acids. The transcript has 2 exons. The record is from RefSeq and is a predicted model, not a curated record. Lineage: Eukaryota; Viridiplantae; Streptophyta; Magnoliopsida; Brassicales; Brassicaceae.
GAUUCCAAAGGCUUGGCAUCAAGUAACUUUAUAUUCUUUAUACUCAACAACAAGUUCUCUUUCAAUAUUGUUUAUAACAAACUUAAGCAAAUUUGUAUUUGAUUCAUGUUAAACUACCUAUCCGUGUUACAAAAAUAAUGUUCAUAGAGAUGUUUCAGCUAUUGUUCACGAUCGUGGCGGUUGAAGCCGCCCUGAUCUUAACACUCGGGUUUGGGACUCCAGUAAGAAGAGUGGUGGUGAAAUUGCUUGACCUGCUGAAGCAAGGCCGAGGACCACUGGUUACAAAGACGGUUGCAGCCACUAUGCUUGUGUUGUUUGGAUCGGUUCUGUUCAGCACGAUUCAGAUCAACACAAGAGUCUCCGAGUCUGGUGGUGUAGCUAACCCGACUGAUCAAGUCAUGUUUGCGAAUCGCCUCCUCGAAUCUUUCCUCAUGGGGACUGUGUUGUUCUUGGCAUUGGUGAUGGACAGAAUGCAUUACUACACAAGAGAGCUUCAAAUCACAAGAAGAAACUUGGAGGUUGCAGUAAAGAAGACCAAAACAGCUGCUUAAUGCAAACAAAUUGAGAUCUAGAAUUCAACUAUAAAUUUGUAAAUAAUUAUCAAAAUUGAUUUGAAUUUCAAAUCACACAUGUACAUCUCUAUAAAACCCAUAUCGAUAAACUCAAUUAUGUAUCUGAUCCGAUCUAUCAACGCAUUCGAACUGA